Messenger RNA from Phialemonium atrogriseum, 1033 nucleotides. Its product is annotated as short chain dehydrogenase reductase. The coding region runs from base 60 to 974 and encodes 304 amino acids. Lineage: Eukaryota; Fungi; Ascomycota; Sordariomycetes; Cephalothecales; Cephalothecaceae. The record is from RefSeq and is a predicted model, not a curated record. Gene Ontology annotation, molecular function: oxidoreductase activity. The transcript has 7 exons.
GUCUGAAACUUGAAUCAUUCCUCGCCAAAGCAACCAACCCCUGAUUCCCCACAGACACAAUGUCGGUCCCCGUUUACAAGGACAAUCUUACGGAGACGACGUCCCAAGUAAAUUUGCAGGACCUGGUCGGCAAAUCGGUCAUCGUGACUGGAGGGGCGAGCGGGCUAGGGAAGGCCUACGCCAAAUCCUUUGUCGAAGCUGGUGCCUACGUCACAAUCGCUGACUACGACGAACGAGCCGGCAAGGAGACCGAGAUAGAGCUCGCAGGCAAAGCCCAAUUCGUCAAAUGCGACGUCCGCAAAUGGGAAGAUCAAGUCGCCGUCUUCGACGCCGCAGUCCAGAACUCGCCUCACAAGAGUUGCGACAUCGUGAUCGCCAACGCGGGCGUCGUGGGCGCCGAUGAUCUGUAUACUCUGCAGGAUCCCUCCCAGCCGCCCGUGAAGCCCAAUCUUCGGACACUAGAAGUCAACCUAAUCGGCAUGGCCUACACCACCAAGCUGGCUAUGCAUUACUUCCGCCGGCAGCCACUGGCCGCGACCCGCGAUCGGUGUCUGAUCCUCAAAGGCAGCAUCGCCGCGUACGCGGAUCAGCCCGGCUCGCCACAGUACAAUGCGUCGAAAUGGGGGGUGCGGGGCCUGAUGAGGAAUCUGCGACGGACAGCAUGGAGGGAGGGGAUUCGGGUGAACCUCGUGGCGCCGUGGUAUGUUCGGACGCCGAUCCUUUCGGACGCGAUUAUCGAGUAUCUUCAGGGGAAAGGGGUCAAGUUUGCGACGGUCGAGGAUUGUAGCGCUACGAUGUUGAGGAUUGCGGCGAAUAGGGAUAUCAAUGGCAGGGCAUUUGGGGUUGUGCCUCGCGAGGAAUCACCGUCGGGACAUAUGGAUCUAGUGCAUGAUGACUAUCAGGAAGGAGAUUUCUUGAGGGGGUGGGAGGACAUUGUCCUGGAUACUGCGCAGUCUAUUGUGGACUUGGCAUGAGUGGCGAGAUUUGGACCAUCAGAUAGCAACGAUAUCAGACCAGGCUAGUUAGUUCGAGG